UGUGAUAGUGGCCCGUCUCCCUGAUAGGUCGCCACCCCCUCUCCUGUAGCGAUAGACGCCUGCCUCUACUCUGUCAUGACAUGACGGGUGUCCCCGUUGCUCAGUAACUACCCCCCGCUAGUGGGGGUGCUGGACCCCCAGUGCCAUAGAGUGCGCGUCCCCAACUCCCUUGCUGCUGCUACUGCCUGUGUUGUUGUGAUACAGCAGCCAGCCCCCGUGCCUGUGUGAAGUUGGGCUGUAGCGAAUGUCCCCAGGGUCACGCAGUCUGAGACCGUUCCCUGGCACCAGAUGCGUUUUCAUGUCGCAGUAUAUAGCCCUGCACCACCUGUUACCUCCUCCGUGCGUGGCUGGCGCCCCCUGCCCCAUUGCAGCCUGCCCUGAGCGGUGGUGCUGUUGAACAUGCCUCUGUUUGUCUCCUGUUGCUGUUUGCUGCUGCUGCUCCCACGGUGACUUUUUUCCUCCUGGGUUCCCGUGAUGGGCUCUGGGAGCUGAUUCGCCGGAGAGAUUUUUUUCGGGGGGUAAGGGAAAAAGAGGAUGAGCCACGUGGGCAGCCCAGUGAAAGCCUAUGACUUCUUGCUGAAAUUUCUGCUGGUGGGGGACAGCGACGUGGGCAAAGGAGAGAUCCUGGCUAGCCUGCAGGAUGGAGCCACUGAAUCACCCUAUGGGUACAACAUGGGUAUUGAUUACAAGACGACAACAAUACUUCUGGAUGGCCGUCGAAUAAAAUUACAGCUGUGGGAUACAUCGGGACAAGGGAGAUUCUGCACCAUAUUUCGUUCCUAUUCAAGAGGUGCUCAGGGGGUGAUACUGGUAUAUGACAUUACAAAUCGCUGGUCAUUUGAUGGUAUUGAUCGAUGGAUAAAGGAGAUAGAUGAGCAUGCUCCCGGUGUACCUAAAAUCCUGGUUGGAAACCGCCUUCAUUUAGCCUUCAAGCGUCAAGUCUCCACUGAACAAGCACAAGCCUAUGCCGAGAGACUUGGCAUGACUUUUUUUGAAGUUAGCCCACUUUGUAACUUUAACAUCACAGAGUCUUUUACUGAGCUGGCAAGAAUAGUGUUAAUGAGACAUGGGAUGGACCGGCUCUGGAGGCCAAACAAGGUACUGAGUCUGCAAGAUCUCUGCUGCCGUGCCAUAGUUUCCUGCACCCCUGUGCAUCUUGUUGACAAACUCCCGCUCCCUGUUGCCUUACGAAGUCAUCUCAAAUCUUUCUCUAUGGCCAAUGGCCUUAAUGCCAGGAUGAUGCAUGGACGCUCCUACUCACUCACUGCCAGCAACAACAACAAAAGGAACAGCCUAAAGAAAGCUAAAAUUAUCCGUCCCCCACAGAGCCCACCAAAAAACUGUACGAGAAACAGCUGUAAAAUUUCCUAAACCUGAUGUGGCUGAAAAACAAGGUUGACUUUCCUCACGUGGAGCCUUGAACACAAGGAGUCCUGUUGAAUAGCUGAGCAUGCUCCGUGUAUCACAUGACAUUGACAAAAAUAAGGAAAGACUUAUUUUACAGUGUGCUCACUAUAACAAUGCUGCUUUGGAAUGAAUGAUGUGUUCUGUGCAACAGAAGUGGAUGUGACACUUUGCUUUUGGACUUUUAGAUUGGAAUUUUUGAUGUGCACAAUGCCUGUGUUUUGAGAUGUGUUUUUUAUAAAGGGAAUAAUUAUCAUUUUAUUGAGUUGUUAAUUACAAGAGAUCUUGGAAGUGACUUGUGUAAUUCACUAGAUCAAAAUCUAUUUUAUCACAAACUUCAUUUACAAAUAGGCAAAAAUUAGUGUGUCAGUUUGUAGAUUAAAGCAGAGAUUUUUUUUUAAAUGCAAUGUAUUGUAUACAUUGUACAUUUUACAAAUGGUGAGACAUUCUAGUACUAUUGAAGUAGUGGAUAUGAUUAUUUUUUGUACAACUUCCUUGGUAACCUCGAAGCACUAAUUUAACUAAGCUGCAAAUGUGUAUAUAGAAUAUUAUGCACAACAUGUUUUUGUCCCAUUAGUGUAUGAAGCAGAUUUGAUAAAGUUUUUGCUAUGUUAUUUAAUACU
Molecule: messenger RNA, 2027 nt
Organism: Emys orbicularis (European pond turtle)
Lineage: Eukaryota; Metazoa; Chordata; Testudines; Emydidae
Gene: RAB40B
Product: RAB40B, member RAS oncogene family
Exons: 6
Coding region: 535-1371 (278 amino acids)
Biological process (GO): protein localization to plasma membrane; intracellular signal transduction
Cellular component (GO): synaptic vesicle; endosome; plasma membrane
Molecular function (GO): GTPase activity; GTP binding
Source: RefSeq, a predicted model, not a curated record